AUGUGGCAGAGUCAAGCUUUUUACCCUGAAGAGCAUCGCACGGAGAUGAGGACUGUCAAACUUUACCAAGUCUACUUACUGGCGAGGAGCAUUCCUCAGUCGGAUAUCGGAAAGUCUAGAGCAGUUAGAAACGUCGCAUUCGACUCUGACUACUGUCCAGUUCUUCUCAGCUACAGGAUAAGGUUUUAUAGGAGAACUCGGUUAGUUCCUAUUCAACCGAAAAUCGACAUGGCAGGACAUGCCAUGACAAAGACGAAGAAUGCAGAACAAACUUCCGUUAACGUAUGUAUAUUCAUGUUGGUGUAUGGACCAGGAAAAAGCUUUGCAAUGGGAUUCCUUCGCAAAGUGCAUUCAGGACGAAUCGACAUCAAAGCGAAGGAGCUUGAAGGCGUAUGGGAGGAUAAGAACCUGCGGAAAGCUUAUGCUUCACUAAAUUAA
Molecule: messenger RNA, 438 nt
Organism: Necator americanus (New World hookworm)
Lineage: Eukaryota; Metazoa; Nematoda; Chromadorea; Rhabditida; Ancylostomatidae
Exons: 1
Coding region: 1-438 (145 amino acids)
Source: RefSeq, a predicted model, not a curated record